AUGAGGGAUGAAGUGAGGAAAAAUACAACCCCAAGAACAGUGAUUAUUGGAGGAAAAGCAUUUGCAACAUAUACAAAUGCACAAAGGAUUGUUAAACUUGUGAAUGAUGUUGGUGCUGUGGUAAAUACUGAUCCACAGGUCAACAACUAUUUGAAGGUUGUGUUUGUCCCGAAUUACAAUGUAUCUGUUGUGGAGAUGCUUAUUCCAGGAAGUGAGUUAUCGCAGCACAUAAGCACAUCAGGAAUGGAAGCAAGUGGAACGAGCAACAUGAAAUUUUCUCUUAAUGGAUGUCUAAUAAUAGGGACACUUGAUGGAGCUAAUGUUGAAAUAAGAGAAGAGAUUGGAGAUGAGAAUUUCUUUCUGUCUGGCGCAACUGCUAAGUCAAGAUUUUAG
Messenger RNA from Impatiens glandulifera, 393 nucleotides. RefSeq names its product alpha-glucan phosphorylase, H isozyme-like. The record is from RefSeq and is a predicted model, not a curated record. NCBI's taxonomy places the organism in Eukaryota, Viridiplantae, Streptophyta, Magnoliopsida, Ericales, Balsaminaceae. Gene Ontology annotation, molecular function: glycogen phosphorylase activity; pyridoxal phosphate binding. Gene Ontology annotation, cellular component: cytoplasm. Gene Ontology annotation, biological process: glycogen catabolic process. Bases 1 to 393 code for a protein of 130 amino acids. The transcript is spliced from 2 exons.